CAGGGGCGCUCCCAGCAAUUUCCAGACUUUCCUCCCAAACUUACUGUACUAAAGUUCUCGCAGCGGCAGUCACCCACACCACACUUACUCAACACAGAUACAAUGUCAGCAGGAGGAGCUGGCGUCGCUAGGGUGCUCGAGAAGCUCGCCACUUCCGUCAAAGAUGGCAACUACUACGAAGCGCAUCAAAUGUACCAUUCUGUUUGCCAGAGGUACCUAAAACAACGGAAAAUCGCCAGCGCCCUCCAACUCCUCCACCAAGGCGCCAAGAACAUGCUGGAGCACGACCAGCUCGGCUCCGCGGCCGACCUCGCUUCGCGCAUGCUGGAUGUGUAUGAUGGGGAGAAGUUGGGGGUGGAUGAUGCGACGAGAUCGAGGGCGUUGGAUAUCUUUUACGAUUUCCCGUUGAGGACGGAGCAGUGUGAUCAGUAUGUCCGUAAUAGCUUGAAGUGGUCCGCCAAAUUCGGCGAGUACCCGACUGGAGACCCACUCAUGCAUCACGCCAUCGGGUCACGGUACUACAAAGAAAAACAAUACUAUGACGCCGAGUUCCACUUCCUCUACGGCCCCUCCUCCAGCGCCGCCGCCUACGGCCACAUGGCCCACGACUGGUCCACAGAGGACUAUUUCCCAGACGCCGGCUACUUCAUCCUCCGCGCGGUGGUGCAGUACCUCGCCCUACGCAAGAUCCACCACGCUGCGACCGCGUUCGAGGCCUUCGCCAAAGAUCUCCCUGCUGACGCAAAAGCCCAAACCGUUCCAUUCGACAAAGUAGCGGAAUUUACGGUGGGAAAGACUCCAACGCCGGAAGUGGUAGUAUAUAAAUCCUCCCUAGUGAAUUUCGCGCAAUUGUUGGUAUUGUGCGCGCAGAUGGACGCGCCGGCGCAGUUUACGGUGUUGAGGAAUGAGUAUAGGAGUGUUUACUCGUUUGAUGGGUUUGUGGUGGAGAUGGUGGAGAAGAUUGCCGAUGUGCUGUUUGGGUUGGGGCCGAAGAGGGCUGCUAAUCCUUUUGAGGAUAUUAUGAAAUCAUUCUUCGGGGGUGCGCCGGGUGGAGGGGCGGCACCGAGGGCGGCGAGGCCAUCUAUACAGUCCUCUAUUCAGAACUUGGACAUGGACUGAGGAUGGCCCUAUGAGAUGCGCAGUGGCGAAGGCGGCGUAGCAUUACGCGAUUCAUGUGGGGCUCGAUGCAUCGCAAUGCAUAGUGUAUAGACGCGGCGGGUAGAUACAUCCCGCACCCGCGAAGUACAUAGUCCCUGACAUCAGGUAGCAAUUGAGCCACGCCUAUCGAUCCCCAUGGUCUCAAAUAGCCUUCCUAGCGUAGCCUAUGCCCUACACCCUACCCCUAAUACCGAAUAUAAUCCUUCGCAUCCAACUUCC
This is a messenger RNA of Fimicolochytrium jonesii, 1377 nucleotides long. RefSeq lists its product as uncharacterized. Gene Ontology annotation, molecular function: protein binding. Lineage: Eukaryota; Fungi; Chytridiomycota; Chytridiomycetes; Spizellomycetales; Powellomycetaceae. The record is from RefSeq and is a predicted model, not a curated record. The transcript is spliced from 7 exons. The coding region runs from base 103 to 1119 and encodes 338 amino acids. Gene Ontology annotation, biological process: protein insertion into ER membrane. Gene Ontology annotation, cellular component: cytosol.